Molecule: messenger RNA, 1653 nt
Organism: Eublepharis macularius
Lineage: Eukaryota; Metazoa; Chordata; Lepidosauria; Squamata; Eublepharidae
Product: nuclear receptor ROR-beta-like
Exons: 10
Coding region: 67-1464 (465 amino acids)
Biological process (GO): regulation of transcription by RNA polymerase II
Cellular component (GO): nucleus
Molecular function (GO): nuclear receptor activity; zinc ion binding; RNA polymerase II cis-regulatory region sequence-specific DNA binding
Source: RefSeq, a predicted model, not a curated record
UCACAGAAGAGGCUUAAAAGAAGCCAGCAAGAACAGACAAGAAAAAAAGAAAGAAAGAAAAGGAAGAUGCGAGCACAAAUAGAAGUUAUCCCCUGUAAAAUAUGUGGGGAUAAGUCUUCAGGAAUUCACUAUGGUGUCAUCACCUGCGAAGGAUGUAAGGGAUUCUUCCGCAGAAGCCAACAGAAUAACGCCACCUACUCUUGCUCACGCCAAAGGAAUUGUCUUAUUGACCGAACCAACCGCAACCGAUGUCAACACUGCCGCUUACAGAAAUGCCUGGCCUUGGGAAUGUCCCGUGACGCGGUGAAGUUUGGCCGCAUGUCUAAGAAGCAACGGGACAGUCUUUAUGCCGAGGUGCAAAAACACCAACAGAGCCAAGAGCAGACCAGUGAAGCCAAGGACGAACCAGAGACCUUGUCGCGGGUCUAUACCACCAGUGUGAGCAGCGGCCUCUCCGAUUUGGAUGAUAUCUCCAUGCUCUCUGAUGGCUUCCUUUUCGACUUCCCUUUGACCCCUGAUGGGAACAGCAAUUACUACAACCUUGACCUCUUGACUUCAGCCCAACUGUCGCCCGACCAAUCCAGCAUUGACAUCAGCGAUGCCAAGUUCAUCAAGCAGGAAUCCAUUUACGAGCUGAUGCUGGACCCUGGCCUCUAUACCCACAGUCCCCUCGAGGGUGGCCAGUUGGCCUCGGACAUUUCAGUGAUGGAGAUUGAACGACUAGCACAGAAUGUGAUUAAAUCACACCUGGAAACAUCCCAAUAUACCAAUGAAGAGCUGAAGAGGCUAGCCUGGACGCUUUACUCACAAGAAGACAUCAGGAGUAUGCAGAACAAGAGCUGCGAGGCCUUGUGGCAGGAAUGCGCUCUGCAGAUCUCCAACGCCAUCCAGUAUGUCGUGGAGUUCGCCAAACACAUUGAGGGCUUCAUGGAGCUCUGUCAAAACGACCAGAUCAUCCUUCUCAAAGCAGGUUGCUUGGAAGUUCUCCUCAUCCGAAUGAUUCGGGCCUUCAAUCCGUUGAACAACACAGUACUCUUUGAUGGAAAGUAUGGCGGAAUGCAGAUGUUCAAAUCUCUUGGCUGUGAUGACCUCAUCAGCGCCAUCUUUGAACUGGGAAGGAAUCUUUGCCGGCUGCAGCUGUCCGAUGAGGAGGUAGCUCUCUUCACGGCGGCAGUCCUGCUCUCACCAGAUCGCCCCUGGCUUUCGGAAUCCAAAAAGGUUCAGAAACUCCAGGAUAAAAUUUACUUGGCUCUGCAACAUGAAAUUCAGAAGAAAAACUCCAGUGAAGACAGACUGUCCAAGAUGGUCUCGAAGCUGCCCUUAAUGAAGAUGAUAUGCAACCUGCACUUGGAUAAGCUGGGAUUUUUCCGCCUUGUUCAUCCAGAGACGGCCACAAAUUUCCCGCCCCUUUACAAAGAGGUCUUCAGCUCUGAACUCCACUUUGGUGACCCCCAGGAGAGCUAAGGGUGUUCAGAGGCCCAACUGAGCUUUGUCUUGGAACCCUGGGAACGGACCAGAAUUCUGGAGGAUGGUUUGGGAGAAGAGGGGGGAGACCCCCCCCCAGAUGCUUAUUUGAAACUAAAUGACUGACUUUGCAAGGCCUUGCAGGGCUGGAUUGCCUUUCUGUGGUCUGCAGUAGCUAAUGAAUGUAUU